This is a messenger RNA of Cotesia glomerata, 884 nucleotides long. RefSeq lists its product as uncharacterized. Gene Ontology annotation, biological process: proteolysis; peptide catabolic process. Lineage: Eukaryota; Metazoa; Arthropoda; Insecta; Hymenoptera; Braconidae. The coding region runs from base 147 to 884 and encodes 245 amino acids. Gene Ontology annotation, cellular component: cytoplasm. Gene Ontology annotation, molecular function: peptide binding; metalloaminopeptidase activity; zinc ion binding. The transcript is spliced from 2 exons. The record is from RefSeq and is a predicted model, not a curated record.
UUUUAAUAUCAUCAAUUGUUGCCGAUAAUUAUUUUGAUAAUAUUAGACCACUAAAUUACAAGAUAAAUCUUACACCCAAUGUACGAGAUAAAAAUAAUUUAACUUUCAACGGUAAAGUGCAUACUGACAUAGAAAUCAAAGCCAGCAUGAAUAAUUCAUUCGUACUACACUCGAAAAGUCUUGAAAUAAAAGAUGAUAUUGCUUUAAUAAAUUCUAAAGCUAAAUUUUAUUCUUGUAACUUUUUAAUCGAUGAAAAACAAAAUUUAUUGUUUAUAAGAUUUAAUGAAACAUUAACAAAAGGGAACUAUACUUUGGAAAUCACAUAUCGCGGUCUCAUAAGUAAAAAUAAAUUAGAAACAUUCAUUUACGUGACUUACCGAGAUCGUUUCAAAGGAAAACAAUGGUUACUAUUGACGAAUAUAAAAUCUAAUCAAGAUGCAAGUAAAAUUUUUCCAUGUUUGCUUGAAGACGAGCCGACAAAAGUAACUUUAGAAUUAUCUGUCCAACACCAUCGCGGCUUUACCGCGCUAUCUAAUACCCAGUAUAAUUCAAUAAUAGCCUCUAACGAAGGUUUUAAAAAUGUUUGGACGACUUUCGAUAAAACUCCGCUUUUAUUAACCCGGCAAUUAAAUUUAAUUAUCGGGAACCUCGAGUGCUCAACUUACUACGACGAAGAAUACCGUGUGUGGACUUUGAAGAAUGUUGGAAACAAUCACAAAAAUUUGUCAAUUAUCGGCGGGAAAAUUUGGAAGGCCAUGAAGAAUAUCACCGGAAUAAUCGAUGGUGACACAGUAAUUAAAAAAUUUUAUUUUGUCCUUCUACACGGCAUUGAUUUUCCGUUAAUCGAUCCAUUUUUCAGCUACGGAAUUAUUGUUGCCAAGUAA